AGUAUAUGAUGUGGUAUGAAGUAGAAGGAAAGACGCAGAAGACGGUUAUUGGAUGAAGCGGGAACAUAGGAAAUAAAACAAGAAGAAGAAGAGCAACAACAACCACCGUUGUCACUGCCCUCACGAUUUCGAUUCUCUGAUUCCCUUUCGCGGGGUCAGGGGAUCGCCAUCGUCGAUCCCCUUUCUCAGCCGAUUUUCUUCCAAAUGGGUAUUCUUCCGCAGAGUGAGAAGAAAAUGGAAGGCUGGCUUUAUCUCCUUCGCGCCAAUCGCUUUGGUCAGCAUUACUCACGGAAGAGGUACUUUAUUCUCAAAGACAAUGUCCUCCGAAGCUUCAAAACCCAACCCGCUUCCCCAACCGAGGAGCCAAUUAGAAGUGCAAUAAUUGACUCUUGCGUUCGGGUUAAUGAUAAUGGAAGGGAGAGUAUGAACAAAAAGGUGUUCUUCAUGUUUACUGUUUAUAAUGCAACAAACCAAAGUGAUAAGCUUAAGUUAGGAGCAAGUAGUUCAGAAGAAGCUGCAAAAUGGAUACGCACCUUGCAGGAUUCUGCAAUGAAGGAGUGCCCGUCUCCAACAAAAAAUUUAGUGGCUUGUAUUAGAAGAAGACGUUCAACUUUGAG
Molecule: messenger RNA, 617 nt
Organism: Vigna umbellata (rice bean)
Lineage: Eukaryota; Viridiplantae; Streptophyta; Magnoliopsida; Fabales; Fabaceae
Source: RefSeq, a predicted model, not a curated record